This is a messenger RNA of Leptidea sinapis, 11655 nucleotides long. It is a transcript of the gene Grip, whose product is annotated as glutamate receptor-interacting protein 1. The transcript has 18 exons. Bases 191 to 3481 code for a protein of 1096 amino acids. The record is from RefSeq and is a predicted model, not a curated record. NCBI's taxonomy places the organism in Eukaryota, Metazoa, Arthropoda, Insecta, Lepidoptera, Pieridae. Gene Ontology annotation, biological process: neurotransmitter receptor transport, endosome to postsynaptic membrane. Gene Ontology annotation, molecular function: protein binding.
GAGCAUAGUAACUUAGUGUAAAUGUGUCAAGUUCAUUGAUGUGACAAACGAAACUUAACAUUGAUGUGAUUGUGUAAGUGAGGUGUCAACAACGCUUGGCCGUUUCUAAAUUGGAUUUGUACAGGUGUUGUGUUGAUGUAGGUGAAAGUGUUAGUGAAGUGUGAUUAUGUGAAGUGAAUAUGACGUCACGAUGAAGUUGUGGAAAAGCCUGAAAAUUUCUAUUGGGAAACCUGACUCAAAGGGCAAUCCACAAGAGCUACCCCAGUGGCAUGGACAAGGAUACGAAUUGGAUGUUUUCAAAUCACAAACAUCGUUGUCAACGGACUCUGGCUUAUGUACCGAAAGGGGGCUCAGACGAACGCAAAUAGAUAUCACUAAGCCACCUGGAAAGAGAAUCGGACUUAAACUAGCUGGUCGUUCCGAACCGGGAGUAAUACCAUCAAUAAUAGGCUUCACGAAGGACUCGGUGGCACAUGAAUCAGACCGUCUGGCUCCAGGUGACAGGAUUUGUAGCGUCAAUGGCAUUUCUACGGCAAGGCUUACAAACGAUGAAGUCUUACGACUGCUGGACAAUGUGGAGGAGAGGGCUACCUUGGAAGUGGAAUACUAUAUGCCGAAUUAUGCCUCCCAAAACUCUUUGUACAUCACAACAAAGCUAGCAGAAGUUCCUGUUGAGAAAAUAAAUGGCUCUCUAGGGGUCACGAUUAGAGGUGGACAGCCUGAGAACUGCAUAGCUAGCGCAGACUUGGUUCUCAAUAGCAGGUCUCUUGAUGCCCUACCCCUGGUCAUCACCCAUGUAAGACCUGGAGGUGCUGCUUAUAACACUUCUAGAAUCAAACCUGGUGACAGACUGUUGAAAGUUGAUCAUAUUUCUCUAACGAACAAAACGCUCUCGGAAGUCCAUCAGAUUCUUCAAAACUGCCCACAAGUCACCAGUCUCACAAUAGAAUACGAUGUAUCGAUAAUGGAAUCGGUGAAAUUAGCGACGGGGCCCCUUCUCAUAGAAAUCGAGCGGCCCUGCAACGAGGAUCUGGGCCUAUUUUUGAGCAAUCAACGGUUUACUGAUGACGUGUACAGUUCUGGCUCAGAUACAUAUCAACGAGUGGGAACAUGCAACGCCAUAUAUAUAGACAGUAUACUGCCAGCAAGUAUAAGCGACAGAUGUGGUGCACUUCAUCCCGGGGAUCAGCUUCUUGCAUUCGAUGAUCACGUUAUAGAUGGUAAUAACUAUACAGCUGAAGAAGUAAUGUGUUAUUUAGAAAACUGUGAACCGGGAUUUACAAGGCUGCACGUCGCACCGAGGCAUAUUUUAUCACAUGGAGGAAGAUUUCCAAGAGAAAACUCCAUUUCCGGUACUUUGAAUAGCAAGAAAUACCGUCAAAGAUUUAGACAAAGUUCAAUGCCGAAACUUGGGAUGCCGGAUGAUUAUGAUAACCAACAGAACUAUAUGAGUAUGGGUGUGUGUAGAACCGAGUCCCUGAACAUUCAACUGGAAGUGCCUCCGGGCCAUAGCAGUGGGUUGCUUGUUCACGAGGACAAUUCCAGUCUCGUUAUAUCACAUAUUGCGCCCCAGUCGCCCUCAUAUCGGUCUGGCUGUUUGCAAGUAAGAGAUCGAGUUAUGUCUAUAAAUGGACACGAAAAUUUAAGCCUGGAUGUAGCUAAUGAAAUACUACAAAGAAGAAACGACUCGCAACAUCCAAAAUAUUUAACACUUAACGUCGAAUUUAGCAUGCCCAACACCAUUGAGGCGUCGAGCGGAGUUUUUAAUGUAAAAUUGGCGAAGACCACUGCUGGUCUUGGAAUCACAAUCACAGGAUGUAAGCAGAAGCUACUAAGUAACGAAGAGCCGAUGGUGAUAUCUGAUAUCAAGCCGGGCUCGGUGGCUCAUCGGAGUGGAGCCCUCGCCCCUGGAGACCAGCUACUAGCUAUCAACGGGCAGCCGCUUCAUAACUUAUCAUUGGAUACAGCUUUCAACAUACUCCAAAACUCUUCCGAAGAUAUAAUCACAUUAAAAAUACGAAAACGUGAUCUGACAGAAGACUGGUCAAACAUCCACAAGCACAAUGCUAAACUCACAUUACAAAGCUUUAGUAGCAUUGAAACUAAGGCAGUUGUACACAGCGGAGAAGAUUCUGGGCAUCAUACUGAUAGUCCUAAUAAUAGUACUAAGGAAAGUGAAAGAAGUCAUGGGAGUGACAAUACAGCUGUUUUUAUGAUAGAAAUAAUAAGGCAAGAGAAUGGGCCAUUAGGCUUAACGAUAGCAGGAAGUGAGGACGUAAAUCAACCUAUUUUACUAAGUGGACUUGUUCAAGGUGGUCUAGCUGAAAAAAGCGGUAAACUUGCAAUAGGGGAUGAGCUGCUUAGCAUUAAUGGUGAAAGUGUAUUGAACAAACCUCUGUCUGAAGCUAUAAAGUUACUGCAGCAGAGUGGACAGCGAGUUCAGAUCCAAGUGUGUCGAAAACUCACUGGAAACUUCGAUUGCGCCGAGUCAAGCAUAAGAGACUCAAGUCAUUCAACGUCAAGCCCAGGUCUUUCUAAUGACAGCGCUGUGGAAUCAUGGGACCAGAACACACCUAUCAGAACUAGUGCCAAUUGUGGCAAUUCUGAGGUAAUAGAAUACGCCGUGCCCGACAAGAGCCGAAUAAUAGAUAAGCAACCGUACUCACCAACAGACGAGGAUAAACUUAUGGCAUCGAACUUCAAUGCCUACAACGUACACGACCUACCCUUGCCAAAUUAUUCACUCAAUAAUUCCCUCAAGACAUUUCACUACGAGAAUACAUGUAUAAUUCCUGAUGCAACGUUAAAGAAUAAAAGUGCUACGAGAGAAGACGAUGUACAGCAAAUUGAAAUACUAACAAGUAAUAUGAAGGACUGUCAGUUACAUAACACAGAAAAAUCUUCCUGUAAAUGUGACUACGUACAGAUGGGUCCAUACGGGAUAGUCUCUCCGAAAAGCAAGUGGCUUAAUUGGGAUGGUGAAUAUUUAAACAAUGGAAUUUAUACCGUCACAAAUCCACAGAAGCCGCCAUUGAAUGCAAACGUUGCCGGAACUAGUUUUCAGUUUUCCGCAAGUCCUAUUUACGAAAAUGAUGUUCAAGGGUUAUACAACAGUGAUACACUAUCUCCAGCAAGAGGUUCCGUACAUCACGUCAUUCUUUACAAAGACGCAAUCUAUGAUGACUACGGCUUCUCUGUGUCUGACGGCUUGUAUGAGCGAGGCGUGUACAUAAAUAGGAUACGAAAAGGUGGUCCUGCUGAUAUUGUCGGACUGUUGAGGCCUUUUGACAGAAUAUUACAGGUAAAUGGAACGCGGACUGUUGACUAUGACUGUUGCUUGACGGUGCCUUUGAUCGCUUCAGCUGGCGAGAGGUUGGAAAUUGUUGUUCAGCGGCUUGCCACUUCAAGGGACCUUAAAAACCACCGCGUGGAGGAUACUUCAAGCCCAAGUGACAUUAGCAUAGUGACAAAAACUAUUUAGUGCUUAACACGACUGUAGUGCUACCUACAAACAAUGUGUGUGAUUGGAAUGCUCAUGUGAAUAGUGUUAGAUCAUAUUUUAACGGGACUAAUAAUUUCUCAAACCUAAUUUGAAGAAAAUCGUAUGUAAAAUACAUACGUUGAGACGUUUUCUAGUAAUAUUUUAUUGUGCUUGAUUGUCGAAUUUACGACUUCAUUAUAAACUGUUAAUAAGAAUAGGUAUGUUGAUAUACUAUAAUAUAAUUUACUAUAAUAUAUAUGUGCGCCUGUUUGUCUAGACAUAAUAUGUUAAACACUGUAAAAAAAAUCAGAUGGUUUGUGCAUACCAAUGAUUCGCACAUUUAACUUUAAGUGUUAGAAGUGACGUCAACUGACUAUUGGAAAUUGUACUUAACAUUCUUAGGCCCUUUAAUUAUACUCAAUGUAAACCAGUGUCUAACACUUUCCACGAAUACAUUAAAAGACUAACUGGAUAGUUUUUUUUUCAUAUUAAAGUCGAUUUCCUAAUAUGCAAAUAUUGGGUUUGAGCAGGUUAUCAACUGUAAAGUAGAUCCUGUAGAUGAAGACACAAUCUGAGAGUUGAACAAAGAUUUGUGAACAUUACGUCUUUCGAACGGUUAGCUCAAAGGAAGAGCGCUCGUACGGAACGCGAGAGAUGGCGGGUUUGAAUCCCACAUCGUUCAUAAAUUUUGUUUUCAAAUUAAUUUGUAGAAAGUUAUAACUUCGUCUAUACUAAUAUUUUAAAGAGGAAAGAUUUAAUUUUUUGUUUGUUUGCAUUGACUAGGUUCCGAAGCUACUGAACCGAUUUGAAAAAUUCUUUCACUGUUGAGAAGCUACACUAUCUCCGGGUGAUAUAGGCUAUAUUAUAUUUUCAAAAAAAAUUAUAAUCAUUACUUAAACUCCAAUAAUGUGAUCCAAGGUGUAAAAAAAUUACCAUGCGCUGCGAAAAUAUUGAUGAUAGAUUAAAAUAAUUUACCACGACUCUGCAGAACACAUCAUUAUUUACAAAGUGUCGCGACAGCAUAUGUUAUAAGUGUUGUUUUACUUGGUACUUUUAAUUGGAAUAAAAGCGUCUGCUGUUUGUAAGAAAGUCUGUGUAAAUUAUUAUUAUUUUAUAGUUAUUUAUGCAACUGUUAUAUAAUGGGGUAUUAAAACACGAAUGUGGGUUUAUCAACAGUUGCAUACAAGACUUUAUCUACACCCAUAAUAUGAAUCCUCUUUAAAAUAUUCUGAAACAGUUAGUUUACUGCUAACAUUAAAAAGCCAGUCCUAGUAACCAUAAUAUCAUCCAAAGGAGUGUUAUUAUGAAGACGGAUGAUGUAAUUUUGUAAUGAAUUUCAUUACAACACUCGUUUGGAUGAUGUAAUGGUUAUUAGAAACUGGGUGUUGGAUGAGCUGAAAUAAUAAGGAGUGCCAAGGAACACAUUGGCACUAUUUAAAUCAAUAUAACUUUAAAUUCAACAACAAAAUCGAGAUUUUUAAUGAGGGGAUCAUCCAACCACAAGAAGCAACCGUCCAAGAACAUGAUGCAUGCAUGAACCAGCCAUCGCUUCUCUCGACCAUAUUUUAAGUAAGGGAACGACCCACGCACACACACGUCUGCUGGCUCAGUUGUCAAAUAAAUACGAAAAUACAUUUGAUACAACCAAGACUUAACUUGAAAUAACGGCAUGCAUACAGAUAAUUAACAAUUAUUGGCAAUGAGGUUCAUUACAAUACGUUUGGAAAUCACCUUAAUUUUAUGAGGUGACCUUUUUGUACAAAGCUUACUGGUGGAUAUUUACUCGAUAAUAUGCGGGACAUACUCUUGGCCAGUCGUGGUUGCUAACUAUGGGCCUGAUAUGAAAGCUCACGGUUGACAGGUGGCAACGGAGAGGGCUAUGCAUAGUUUCGGAGUUUACCUGCGAGAUCGAAUCAGAAAUGGGGAGAUCCGUAGAAGAACCAAAGUCACCGACGUAGCCCGAAUUAUUUCUAAGCUGAAGUGGCAAUGGGCAGGAUACGUAGUUCGAUAGACAGAUGACCAUUGGGGCAGUAAAGUUUUCGAAUGGCAACCUACUGGAAGACGCAAUGUUGGUAAGAGUUAAGGUCCCCACAAGAUGGACGAAUCUGUUCUGGAUUGUAGGAAUAGGUUGGAUGAGUGCAGCGCAGGACCGAUCAUCGUAGAUAUCUUUGGGAGCCUUUGUCCAGUAGUGUAUGUCUUCCGGUUGAAAUGAUAAUAAUGAUGAAGUAGCACAAGCAAUCAAACUUUCAAAUAAGACCUACACUUAUGUAUCACUUAUCUUAUCUAUCACUUAUCUUGUCUCUCAGUUGUCUUGACGGGGGAAUAUCGUGUUCCAAAUAGCUGUUUCACCUGAUUCCUGCCACCCAAUUCCACCUUAGCACGACACGCCACAAAUUAGGAUAUCAUCCCCACCAUCUGGAUGUGUCCACAGUGCGGUUUUCAAGGAACUUUCUGCCACGUACUACAAAGUUGUGGAAUGAACUUCCUUAUGCGGUAUUUCCGGCACGAUACAACAUGGGUGCCUUCAAAAAAAGCAUGUCCAGCAUCCUUAAAGGCCGGCAACGCUCCUGUGAUUCCUAUGGUGUUGCAAGAGAACGCAGUAAAAACUUAAAAAUAAUGGCAUACAACGUGAAAUGUAUAAAAUAAUACAUUUUGUAAAUUAGGUCCGCCAGAUAUCGUCGAGUGCAUUUUGGUUUGGAUAAACGCCAAGCGUUAUCUUUACUACUAAAAUCUACCAAAAAUAUAGCAUUUUAAAUUUUGUUGUGCAAUAUUUUAAAAUAGAAGCUGGCAGCCAAAUUUAGGUAACGUAACACAUUUGCUUUUGAAUAUUAUAUGAAUGUUUGACGUUGACUUAUUUCAAAAACUUCGUUCAUGCUUUUUAUAUUGCUUGUGAGUUGUGUGCAGUGGGAAAAUUUCAUUUGUGAAUUAUUUAAAUCUUUUCAAAUUAUUAAAAAAAUAUAUAUAUUAAAUCAUUUUGUGAAAAUAAUAGAAUAAGUUGAAUAUUUGUAAGUUGCAUGAAUUAUACUAAGUUUAAUCGAUAGUCUUUAAAUGCAGUGAAAAAUGCUAGAAAUUCAAUUUAUCGGGAUUUAGUAUGUUCAAUACAACGUAAAUAAUUAUGAUUUAAUUGAUAAAUUGUCUUGUGUCCCUCUGAACUUUGUAUCUAUAUAAUAUAUAACUUUUCUCUAAAUAAAUUUGAAUAUUUACUUGGAACAUAAAUUUGAUUAAUAUACUGUUAUUUUUGACUAGAUGACGUAACUAUGGAUCGGAAGUAAAAAAAAAACUCUUCCUUCUAAAUUUAUAAGUAUUUGAAUCAAAUCGAAAUUGUCAUCCAUGACAUUGUGCUGAGUCGUGAGCUUUCUGUCUUUAUAAAUAUAACUUCCUUGCAAAUUGUUGAAAUGUUACACAUAAAAAAUCUUUAGAUAUUUAUAAAUAAAAAGAAAUUUUAUAUUACAAUGACAAUGUAAGAUUUUGUUUUAAACUAUAUUAAUGAGUAUUUCCCGAAUCAUUAAGAAAACGAAUUCAAAAUGGCGCAGGUAAUCAUUCUAUCUCACUUGCACCACUCUUUCCCUCUAAUACACAUGCGUGAGUAGAGUAUGCAGAAAAAAAUACCAAACUUGUCAUUAAAAAAAACAUUGUGGAAUAUAAAACUUUUGUUUUACUGACCGUAACUAUCAAUCGAAGUAAAAGCCGACAUUUUGGAUUCAUUUGUUUAUUGACUCACACUAUAUUAUCUUAUGUCCCAUAGCACAGUCAAAACAUAAAAGAUAAUCGAAGUGUUUGUUUUACAAUUUGUAGCGUCAACUUUGCAGAUAUUCGAUAUAUUCAUGGAAAAUACUUAUUUGUGUGAUUUCCGUUUAAUGUCCUCUUCCGUACUAGUAAUAUAGCAAUUUAGUGUAGAUAAAAUAAUAAAUUAAAUAAGACAUUUUAAAUAACAUGUAAUUCUUAUGUCUAUUAUGAAAAAAAAAACAGUUGUAAUUAAUGUAUUUGUAAUAAUUGAUAAAUAGUUUAUUGAUAUGAAGUUAGAUUUUAUAAUAUUGUAACGCUUGUUGUUGAAUAUUAAUUAACAUUAGUUUGUUGUUGAACAUAGACUUAUGUAUUACAUUUUUUAAAUCAAGAUUUAAUUGAGGCAUCAACGCACAACACACGCGAUUGUAAAUGCAUUUCAUUACUGUUAUAUUAUAUAUUAUGUAUAUACAUAUAUAGAUAUUUAAAUAUUGUAUUUGAAGCAAAUAAUAAACAAGACACCGAUGAAAUGGUAGCAAAAACCGUACCAAAUUCUUUUGUUACUUUUUGACCAGUCUCGUUUUUAUGUCUACAAUUUUUUUGCGUCAUAAUUAUUAUACAAAUAACAUUAAUGGUAUUGUCAAAAUAUUCAUAUAAAUAAUAUCGUCUAAAUUUGUUUCUGAUUAAAGUUAGUGUAUGGGGUAAUUAAAUAUAUCCCAUCUUGAUGAAUCUCAUCGAAUGCAACAUAUAAAAAUAAGAUUUAAUUUCAGUCUUUAUUUGGUUAUAUGUAUCAUGUUAUGCAACUUGUAACAAUUUCAACUUGUGAUAUGUUUAAAAAUAAUUGUGAGACUUGAAUGUUUGCAUAGCUAAAAAAAAUAUUUUACAAUUUCGGUACAUAUUAUUUCGGUAAAGAUUAACUUAAUAUAACAAUUAUUAAUUGUAAGCAACGUAAUCAUUCUAUAUAAAUAUUUAGUGAUUUCAAUCAUUUGUGUUUAUGUGCACAAUUGCUUCCAUUCUAACACUCCAUUAUUAGUUUUGUAACUAUCACGAUUUUUAAGACUAUUAGCAUACAGUUGAGUCGAAUCAGAGCCUGAACUAUGUACAGAUAUCGCGCGAGUUGAAUGCAGAGUGCAGGAUUGCGAUAGUGAUGUGAUCUUAUUAUAAUUGAUGACCAUAAUAAUAAUAUAUUUAUUUGCAAAAAGCAUAGUAUACAAUGGUGUUUAAAUAUUAUAAUAAUGAGCUUAUGUUUUGCAAGCACUAUUCCUAGCAUGCAAAUAUUUAACUACAAUGAAUAUCAGAAUUUCAUUCUUAUUAUUAAAUAAUAUAGAAUUUAAAUUUUUAAUGCUACUCGGUAACUUAUUAUAAACACAAACACAAUUAUAUACACAACUUUUAUUAUAUUUAGUCAGUUUUGGAACAUCAUGUAGAACGAGUAUUUGUGCAUCACGACAUAAUCAUGAGUGUGUCAAUAAAUUUAGGCAAUGCUUCAAGUUUACCAUUAUAAACUAGGAUAAAAUGAUAAAAAAAAAUUUCAUCAUUUUAACCUCAUUUAAAUCACAAAUUUUUUCUGGCUUUCUUCAACGCACAUGUCUAAAACAUUUUUUGCUAUUUCUCGUGCUUGGCGAUGAAUAUAAACUCGUUUUUUUUGGAAUGGAACCAGAUGGACUCAGAUCAGUUAUUACUAAACUCAAAAAAAUAACACAGGAUCGCAUAUUUAGUAUCAACGAUAUAACACGGUACGAUAACGGACGACAACGGUACAAGACUAUAUUAUAGGUGGACAAAUUCAAAUUCAAAUUCAAAUUCAAAUAUUUUUAUUCAAAAUAGGAUUUAAAAUCACUUAUUGAACGUCAAAAUCUACCACCCAUUCAAAAGAGACUGCCUCAGACCUGAGAAGAAUGGGCACAAGAAAGUCAGCGGGCUUUCUUUUUUUUAAUAUAAAAUGUGGAUUACAAUGUAAUAUCGUACAAUAAACAUUUAUAAUUAAAGAGCCUGAGGGUGUUCGCUUUAUUCCCAGUCCGUGGUGUCAUUAAGAAAAUCGUUUAUGCUAUAAUAACCUUUCCCACACAAACGUUUUUUAACAAUUCUUUUAAAUUUCGUAACACAUUUGAUUUGUACAUUUUCUGGGAUCAUAUUGUAGAAGCAUAUACAUCGCCCAACAAAAGACUUACUAACUCGACCCAACCGAGUAGUAGGCACAACAAGUUUAUGUUUGCUCCUCGUGUUAACAUUAUGAAUGUCACAGUUUCUAGAAAAUUCCUCAAUGUGCUUAUGAGCAUACAAAACAUUAUCAAAAAUGUAUUCAGAAGCGACAGUCAAAAUGUUUAUUUCUUUAAAUUUUUCUCUUAAUGAUUCUUUAGGACAGCGGCGGGAGAUCCUCCCGCUCUUAGUGCCAGGCCCCGACUGCAUUCAAUUCGCGCGCUCACUGUACAUGAUAUAUAGUUGUUGUUUUAUAUUGAUUGAAAAAAAACGGAAAAAAAAAGAGAAAAAUUCUCCAAAAGAAAGAGAAGGGAUGCAAGAAUAUAGAGAGAUAGCACACAAAGAACACAGGUUAGGCACUCCACUAUUCAGCUCACAAAGGCGAGCUGCGCCGAGCGCGUCCAAAUGAUGUCGAUGAUGUAUAAUACGCUGUUCAAAUCAGAAAUACGAGAUAUUCGUAAGUUACGUCCUAACACUGCGACUUAUUACAGUGCUGUUACUCGCCAGGCUGACUCGUUUGCUUGCUGUGACACUAGUCCUACCUACCAACCACUUACUUAAGAAUACCCCGUCACAAUGAAGCAUGUUUAAAAAUCCCUCAGCUACAGUAAUUUUUCUGUUAUUAGUUUGAAUUGUACUCCAUUUUUUUUAAUGAAAAAUAAUAUAUCGUUGGCAAGUCAAAGUUCGUAUAUAAUAAUUUUAACCUUAGCAGCUUUCCAAUAAGACUAAAUAUGCAUAGUGCUAAAUAAUUUAGUGGAAUUGUUAACAGACUGAUAGGAUUUUUAAAAUACCCAUAAGUUUCAUCUUGAUUCCUAAUAUUUGCGCGUUUUGUAACUCAUAAUAAUGCGUGGAUUAGAAUUGUUAGUAGUUUUUGAUGAGUAAUUUAAUGUUUUCUUUUUACUCGUUUAUAUGUAUAAGAUUUAUUGUUUACUGAAUUCGCUGUUAAAACUGCUUAUAUAAUAACUAAAAUGAUUAAUACUAGGCUUGGUAUAUAAAUGUUAAAAUAAAUUGUUUAUAAGAUUGAAUGAUAAAAUCCAUUGAAUUUAUUCUAACAAGAAUUUAAUUGUAAAUUAUUGUAAUGUUAUAAAAAAAAAUGCUUACUCUAGUGGCUUCAGUUUAUAAAAUGGUUAGAUGUGGAUUCUGUAAAAAUAGAUAUAUUUGUGUGUUUAGACUAACAAUUGAAUAUAACGAGAUAUAUUAAUAUUAUAGAUAUUUGGCAAUUGUUGAAAUCUAGAAAUUUGUGGAGGCGGAAUUCAAACUAUUUAUAUCUAUGUACUUAUUUUUAUGUUUAUAGAUAAAUAUACUAGUUAGUAUUGUUUAGUGUUAUUUAUGAUGGCAUAACCCAAAGAUUUUUACCUUGAUAGAGAGAUUAAGGUAAAUAGCAUGAAAAUUUAACUAUAAGUAAUAAUUAAGUAUCAUUAUUAGGUUUAAAUAGCAUUAAUUGCAAGUUUUUAUAUGGGCUGAAAAAAAUAAAUAAUCAUCAUAUUAUGUUAAAAUUGCGAUUUACGAAUUGCAAAUAUGUGAAUAAUAGAUUCAUUCUUAUUUUAGUUAAUGGUAAAUAUAAAAUAUUUAUACCAUAUUAUCAUUCAAAAUUUGAAUUGUGAAAUGAAAAGUAGCUUGGUAUGGUUUUAUUUAAUUAAUCUACACUCAUGCUUUAAAUCUUCUAUUAAAGAUUCUAAAACAGUAAGCUUAUUUCCAACAUUAAAAAAGCCUGUCCUAUUAACCAUUACAUCAUCCAAACGAGUGUUGUAAUUUUGUACUGAAUUUCAUUACAACACUCGUUUGGAUCAUGUAAUGGUUAUAAGAAAAUUGGGUGUAGAUAAAGUUUUGUAUGCAACUGUUGAUAAUUAGGUAUUAAAACACUCAUGUGAUACUAUUACCACAUUCGGCUUCGCCUCGUGUGACAAACCCACAUUCGUGUUUUAAUACCCCUUAUUACACAACAGUUGCAUAAAUAACUAUUACUUUAUAUCUUGAAUGUAAUAUUUUUCCUUUUAAUUAAUCAAGGCAGCUUUAUAUAACCUUUAAAAUCAAUUAUAAAUUGACUUAGACUACGUUUCAGAUGUGAGUCUUUGUUAAACGCCUAACACAUAUAUAUACCGUUUCUUAUAUUUUCAUAGUCAUACAUUUGGUUGGAGAAAGCUACUUUUAUUAAUUUUAAUUCAAAAUUUAUGUUUAUAUAGUCAAUUAAUGUUAAUAUAAGCUUAAGAAGCCCAGCUACUGAUUAAUAAAUUGAUAUGCGUGAGAAAAAA